AUGGAACCUAGAAAAGAUGACGUUCGCUCUGCUGCUCAAAGUUCCAUUCGUGGGUCCUCAAGCUCAGCAUGUGCCAGUUAUCCCAUUCCAGAGUACCCUGUUGCAGGCACCGUUAAGCCUGUCCUUAAUUAUUCAAUUCAAACCGGGGAGGAGUUCUCUCUUGAAUUCAUGAGAGCUAUACCCAAGAAACAUCCUGUUCCUGGUAUGCCUCAUAAUCAGAAUGUCACUUCCAGUGCUGGUCACAAAGAUUCUAGAGUAAGCCUUGGUGCUCAUCGCACAGGAGGUGAAACUAGAUUUGAUGCAUCGAUAUUUCUGACCUCAGAUAACCAUCUACCAGAUGAGGUUGAAAGAAAACCUUUUUCUGAAAAUGAAAACAGAAGAAGGCACAUGUCAAGUACGUCAGUUCCACGAGUUCCAUCUGGUGGUGGAAGUAGUCAGGGACUGUCCCGUGGCUAUGCUUCUUCUGAGGCUUCCGAAACUUCCAGAAUGAUUAAAAUUCUCUGUAGCUUUGGGGGGAAAAUAUUACCCCGACCGAGUGAUGGAAAGCUUAGGUAUGUUGGUGGUGAGACCCAUAUAAUUCGGAUUAGUAGGAAUGUUUCCUGGCAGGAGCUUAAACAGAAGACAACUGCCAUAUAUAAUCAACCUCAUGCUAUCAAGUAUCAGUUACCCGGUGAGGAUCUUGAUGCCUUGAUCUCAGUUUCAAAUGACGAAGAUUUGAGAAAUAUGAUGGAAGAAUGUGGUUUGCUUGAUGGAGAUGGGUCCCAGAAGCUUAGGAUAUUUCUUGUUUCUUCUAUUGAAUUUGAUGACAUGAGUUUCAGCCUGGGUAGUAUGGAUAGUGAUUCUGGGAUCCAAUAUGUUGCUGCCAUCAACGGGAUGGAUGGAAUAGCUGUGAAUUCAUCUAGUGGCCAGGGUUUAGUAAAUACAUCCAUGAAUGAACCCGAUCAGUUCAUUAAUCUCAAUUUUGAUAGUAGGCUGACAAACUUAAGCAGAGAUGGUUCAAAUUUGCAUGCAGUGAAUGCGUCUACUUUCAUGCCUCCAGAGAUGCUCUCAAGACCAGUGCCAUCAUCUCUAUACAGUGAUAAUACUGCAAAUUUGCGCUCUUACUAUAGCCAUGGGGUGCAGAAUUUGCAGGGUUCUGAUUACUCUAACCCAGCUACCAGUGAAAGAUUUCAUGAUAGUGAGGGCCAGAGGAUGCAGAAUUUGCAGGGUUCUGAUUACUCUAACCCAGCUACCAUUGAAAGAUUUCAUGACAUUGAGGGCCAGGUAUCUAUUCCUCUAUCUACACCUUCUGAUUAUAGAUAUACGUCCCAGUAUGCACCUUUCUCAGGAACUGCUUCACAGCGAUCUUUUGAUCAACAGUUUUAUCAGGAUGCUCAGACAGAAGCAUCAGUGAAGGAGGAAAAGAGGUUUUCUGGUAACAUGCCUAAUCAAAAUAAUGAACUAGAUUACUUUCAGUCGCUUGAAAAUCUCAGUGGCCAUACGAAGCAUCAUGAUUCAUCUGCUUCAAACUACUAUAUGCAUUCAGGAGCCCCCCCUGCUGCUGGUAUUCAAGAAGGUGUGACAUCUUCUCUUCAACCAAGUGACAGUGUCAAGAGCCUAGAGACUUGUUCCAUGCCAAGAUCUAGGUCGACAACACAGGGUUCAGAUAUCAGCGAAGACGAUCGCCACUCUGGUGGAGCUUUUGCAUCUGACUGUUCUGACUUUCAGGCUGACAUGAUAGAUCACAGCUAUAAGAAUCCGUCUCCUCACCCUGGGCGAGUUUUUCAUUCUGAGUGGAUUCCUAGGGAGCAAGCAGGCUUUCUGAACCGGCUAUCUAAAUCUGAAGAUUCACUUAAUCCUGAACUUUUGAUUCGUCAAUCGCAGUCUGGCGUUGCAAGUGAACACAUUGCAGAAAAUAUUGACUCUGCAGAGGGGACUGAAAAACCAAAUUUAGCUGCCCAGGCUAUAAAUCUGAAUGAUCCAGCUGUCGAUGAUAGUCUCAUACAGUUUGAGAAAGGGUUUACCAACACUGUACAUCAAGCUUCUCCAUUUAGUGAACAUUUGCUUGGUGAAAAGAGGUCCUCAGAUGACACGAGCAAUAGAAAUGUGGAGAAAGUUAGCCAUGCAGCUGAACAGGUUGCAGCUAAAGGCAAACUUGAUGAGGAAUCUUCUCAAGAUGUAGAAACAACUAAUCAGCUGGGUUCUCAUGCUGCUGUGCCACAUCAUAUUAGUUGGGAUGCUCCUAAGCCAACACUGCCAACUGAUUGUGAAUACGAUCCUGUUGUACCGUGUUCCACCAGCUCUGUGGAUGUUUCUCACAAGGAAACUAUUAUCCCAAGCACACAGAAUAGAGACAUUGCUGGUAGUACAGAGAGGACCUCCCCUGACAUUCUUUCUGAUUUCUUUGCAAAUGCUAAUUCUUCAGCACAGUCAUCCAGUCCUUUUAUUGAUCCUAUCCAUAGCCUGAAUAUGCCUAAUUAUGAACCCCAGCGGUGGUCAUUUUUCAGAAAUCUUGCACAAAAUGAGUUUCCAAAAAAGGAUGAGGCCCAAGAUCUGGCAAAGAUCGAGGAGGGAGUUUAUCCCUUAGAGCAUGAUACAACUAAUGUGAAGAAUUUGGCUCCUCAGAGUGAUGCCCCUGUGGAAGUGCCUCCAGUAGCUUCCCCCACCAAUGUUGAUCCUAGCAUUUCACUUCCUGGUUUUGUCUUAUCACAGAUUGACAAUCCAACGACAACGAAGAACGUUGAAGGGUUCCAAGUUGAUAAUCCUUUUACAAAUAUGCAUGAAAUGAUGCCAUCCCAUCUAGAUUUUGAGGAACAGAAGACUGAAGAGGGUAGGGCUGUUGGACCAGUCAUGGAUGCUUCCUUUAAAGACAAUGAUUUUGAAUACUUGCAGAUUAUCAAGAAUGAAGACCUUGAAGAGCUUAGGGAACUUGGUUCAGGCACAUUUGGAACUGUAUACCAUGGAAAAUGGAGGGGCAGUGAUGUAGCCAUUAAGAGAAUAAAGAAAAGCUGCUUCACAGGACGGUCUUCAGAGCUAGAAAGACUAGCGCACGAAUUCUGGCGAGAAGCUGAAAUUCUUUCAAAGCUUCAUCAUCCAAAUGUUGUGGCAUUUUAUGGCGUUGUGAAAGAUGGGCCAGGUGGUACAUUGGCAACCGUGACUGAGUUCAUGGUUAAUGGUUCUCUUCGACAUGUUUUGCAGCGCAAGGACAAAUAUCUCGAUCGUCGUAAGCGGCUUAUCAUAGCAAUGGAUGCUGCAUUUGGCCUGGAAUAUUUGCACUCGAAAAAUAUUGUGCACUUUGACUUGAAGUGUGAUAACUUGCUCGUAAAUCUUAAAGAUCAAUCACGUCCCAUAUGUAAAGUUGGUGACUUUGGCUUGUCCAAAAUAAAAAGAAAUACCUUGGUUUCAGGAGGUGUGAGAGGGACUCUCCCAUGGAUGGCUCCAGAAUUACUCAAUGGAAGCAGCAAUAAGGUGUCAGAGAAGGUUGAUGUAUUUUCUUUCGGUAUUGUUAUGUGGGAAAUCCUCACUGGCGAAGAACCAUAUGCCAAUAUGCACUAUGGCGCAAUUAUAGGGGGCAUUGUAAACAACACACUGAGGCCACCUGUGCCAGCUUCAUGUGAUCCGGAGUGGAGAAGACUCAUGGAGCAGUGCUGGGCUCCAGAUCCGGCACAGCGCCCAGCUUUCACAGAGAUUGCUGGACGGCUUCGCUCCAUGUCAGUUGCAGCAAAUCAGGCGAAGGCAACCAAAUAA
This is a messenger RNA of Miscanthus lutarioriparius, 3726 nucleotides long. Lineage: Eukaryota; Viridiplantae; Streptophyta; Magnoliopsida; Poales; Poaceae. The record is from the annotation of a GenBank genome assembly.